AUGGAUAACAAGCUGCAUUUCGAAGUCUGUCGCAAAAAAUCGCACUACUUUCUCGAAGUGAGUCCAACCGACGACAUCGAAGAGCUGAAACGCCAACUCGAAGGUAUCACAGCGGUAAGAAUGAAGUUGUUUGGCAAAGCAGCAUGAGAAAUGUUAAAGAUUCCGGUGAAAAACAUGUGGCUCUGGAAACUGGACAAAGAUGGCAACAAAUUGGAAGCCCUGAGCAACCAUGUCACGUUCCAAGAGUACGGAUACAAUCAACGAAACGCUAUGGUGAGAAGAAAAUAAUGAAAUUUGAGCGGAAGAUAUUUUUGUAAACAAAUAGAUGAAAUUUUGAAUAAUUUUCCGAUAAACAUGCAACUUGAGCAGUUUUCACGUUUAUAACUAAAAUGUACAGGCUCAGCGACCUGCUCUCAUCGGUCUCCGCGUGAUUAAUGAGGAGAGUGAGCUGAAGAUCGACCAUUUGCCAAAAUUCGAAGGAAUCGCACGUAACGGAGACUCGAAUGCUUCUACCCCCUCGUCCACUUGA
Caenorhabditis sp. 36 PRJEB53466 is the source of this 529-nucleotide messenger RNA. NCBI's taxonomy places the organism in Eukaryota, Metazoa, Nematoda, Chromadorea, Rhabditida, Rhabditidae. The record is from the annotation of a GenBank genome assembly.